GACAUUAGUGUCCAUCACUUUUCAAGUUGCUUCUGAUGAAACAGUUCCACAUGACUGUCUCUGCAAGAACAUGAAGGUACUGCUUAAAGGCAGAAGAUCAGCAAUUGUAUGACUCUACCCUCUUGCUACUACUGAAUUGUGCAUUGGUGUAUUUGGUAAACAGAUGUGCAGAUCAGCUCUCAAAAUGUCUUCUGUGUCUUCCGUGUACCUCCUAAGCCAGUUGCAUUAGCUCUCCAGCUAACUGAGUAGUAGAGUUAAUAACUGUAAAAGCAAAAACAAACACAAACACACACAACAAAAAGCGUUCUAGAGCCACAUGCCUUAUGAAGUCAAUGCUGGGUAUGAUUUUACAAAUAUGGUCCGGAAAAAGAACCCCCCUCUAAGAAACGUUGCUAGUGAAGGUGAAACAGAGACCCUCAAAUCUCCGAGUACAGAGAGUGACAAUAUUGAAAGGAAGCAAGAAUUUUCUGCCGGUCAGAUGCAAGAAAACGCUGAGCCGAGUGAGGCUGCGGAGCAAAAUGACAAGGAGGAGUUUUGCACGCAUGUCCCAGAGCCUUCUCCCAGCACUAAAAAGGACUUGAAAAGCUCAACACCAAGCGAAAAGGCUGGCUUCAAUUAUGAAAGCCACAAUAAGGGAGGAAAUGUUCCAUCCUUCCUUCAUGAUGAGGUGACAGACAGAAAUAUGCCGGCCUUCUCAUCUCCAGCUGUUGGGGGAAUCUCUGCAUCCUUGAAGUCUCCUCUCAGAUCAGAUGCAGAUGACACCCAAGAUGUGGUCUGCACGCCGUCGGGAGAUCGGACGGAGACGAGCGAAGAGCAUCACGCAUCGCCAAAAUCUGUGGACGAAGCAGCGCAUGUGCAAAGUGGUCAAGCCGAGGGACAAGGUUCAAGCCCAGCCUCGGUGGCCUCAAAAAACCCACAAGUGCCUUCAGAUGGGGACUUAAGGCCAAACAAAUUGAAAGCAGAUUUGUUGGCAAAUGAGAAACCAGAUACGGCGCCUCUCUCUCCAGAGCUUCAGGACUUCAAAUGCAACAUCUGUGGCUAUGGUUACUAUGGGAACGACCCCACAGAUCUCAUCAAACACUUCCGCAAGUACCACCUCGGGCUGCACAACCGAACCAGGCAGGAUGCUGAGCUCGACACUAAAAUUUUAGCUCUCCACAACAUGGUGCAGUUCAGCCACUCCAAAGACUUCCAGAAAGUCAAUUGUUCUGUGCUGUCAGGGGUUCUGCAGGACAUCAAUGCCCAAAGGCCUAUCUUGCUAAAUGGCACUUAUGAUGUGCAGGUAACUUUAGGCGGAACCUUUAUUGGCAUUGGACGCAAAACUCCUGAUUGCCAGGGCAACACCAAGUAUUUCCGCUGCAAAUUCUGCAAUUUCACCUACAUGGGUAAUUCAUCAACAGAGCUGGAGCAACACUUCCUGCAGACCCACCCAAACAAGAUAAAAUCUACUCUUCCUGCCUCUGAAUCCAGCAAAGCCUCAGAGAGGAACUCAAGCAAGUCCAGUCCAAUUGUUCGAUCAUGCGAGUCUGGAGAUUUGGGAAAAUGGCAGGACAAGAUCACCAUAAAAGCUGGGGACGAUACUCCAGUUGGUUAUUCGGUGCCCAUCAAGCCUGUUGAUUCCUCAAGACAAAACGGUACGGAUGCCUCCAGUUACUACUGGUGCAAAUUCUGCAGCUUUAGUUGUGAAUCUUCCAGCUCGCUCAAACUGUUAGAACAUUACAGCAAGCACCAUGGGGGGAGCCAGGCAGGGGGCCUUCACCCAGAUCGGAAUGACAAGCUCUCAAGGGGGUCGGUCAUUAAUCAUAAUGACUUAGCCAAACAUGCAGAUGGAGAGUUAGCGGCAAAGACUGAGAAGGGCUCUAGCAUGGCCAAAAAGAAAGACUUUUCCAGCUCAGGAGUGGAGGACAACGUGGUGACAAGCUACAAUUGUCAGUUUUGUGAUUUUAGGUACUCUAAGAGCCAUGGCCCAGACGUUAUAGUGGUGGGACCUCUUCUUCGUCAUUAUCAGCAGCUGCACAACAUUCACAAGUGUACCAUUAAGCACUGUCAGUUUUGUCCCCGAGGCCUCUGUAGUCCAGAAAAGCACCUUGGAGAAAUUACUUAUCCUUUUGCUUGCAGGAAAAGUAAUUGUUCCCAUUGUGCUCUCCUGCUCUUGCACUUGUCCCCUGGGAUGCCAGGAGGCUCCAGAGUCAAGCACCAGUGUCACCAGUGCUCUUUCUCCACCCCUGAUGUAGACGUUCUCCUGCUUCACUAUGAAACCACACAUGAAGCCCAGGUGUCUGAAGUCAAGCAAGAAGCAAAUGCCCUGCAAGGGGUGGAUGGAUCGCUGACUGUCAAAGAAAGCAAAGAACACUCGUGUUCCAAAUGUGACUUUGUCACUCAGGUAGAAGAGGAGAUUUCUCGACACUACAGGAGAGUCCAUAACUGUUACAAAUGCCGUCAGUGCAGCUUUACAGCUGUUGAUACGCAAUCCUUAUUGGAGCACUUCAACACUGUACACUGUCAAGAAAUGGACAUCACCACAGCAAAUGGGGAAGAUAGCCAUGGGGCGGCUGCUGUUCUUAAGGAAGAGCCCAAAAUUGAUCUGAAAGUCUAUAGCCUGAUCAAUGCAGAUCCCAAAAUGGGGGAGCCCAUCUCUGAAGGUAUCGUGAAGAGGGAAAAGCUGGAUGAGAAAGAAGUAUUGAAAGAGAAGUGUUGGCCUGAUGGGUCCAGCGAUGAUCUUCGCGGUGCACCUUGGAGAGGAGUGGACCUUUUGAGAGGGAGUCCGUCGUAUACCCAAACGAGCUUAGGCCUUCUGACCACGGUGUCAGUUGGCCAAGAGCAGCCAAAGCCCUUACGGGAUAGUCCAAAUGUAGAAGCUGCCCAUCUUGCACGGCCUGUUUAUGGCUUGCCUGUUGAGACAAAGGGGUUCCUGCAGGGGACGCCCCAAGGAAGCGGAGAGAAGUCAGGACCACUCCCUCAGCCAUAUCCUGGAUCUGGUGAUAACAAGUCGAAGGAUGAAUCUCAGUCUCUCUUACGGAGACGUAGAGGCUCGGGUGUUUUUUGUGCCAAUUGCCUGACCACAAAGACCUCUCUCUGGCGAAAGAAUGCAAAUGGAGGAUAUGUAUGCAACGCGUGUGGUCUCUACCAGAAGCUUCACUCGACUCCCAGGCCUUUAAACAUCAUUAAGCAGAACAAUGGUGAGCAGAUCAUUAGGAGACGGACGAGAAAGCGCCUUAACCCGGAGGCACUUCAGGCUGAGCAGCUAAACAAACAGCAAAGAGGGAGCGGCGAGGAACAAGUCAACGGCAGCCCGUUAGAUAGGAGGUCAGAGGAUCAUUUAACAGAAGGUCACCAGAGAGAAAUCCAGCUUCCCAGCCUGAGUAAAUAUGAAGCCCAGGGUUCAUUGACUAAAAGCCAUUCUGCUCCGCAGUCAAUAUUGGUCAGCCAAACUCUGGAUAUUCAUAAAAGGAUGCAACCUUUGCACAUUCAGAUUAAAAGUCCUCAGGAAAGUACUGGAGACCCAGGCAAUAGUUCCUCCAUAUCAGAAGGAAAAGGAAGCUCAGAGAGAGGCAGUCCAAUAGAGAAAUAUAUGAGACCUGCUAAGCACCCGAACUAUUCGCCGCCUGGAAGCCCCAUAGAAAAGUACCAGUACCCACUCUUUGGGCUUCCAUUUGUACACAAUGACUUUCAAAGUGAAGCUGAUUGGCUGAGAUUCUGGAGUAAAUAUAAGCUGUCCGUUCCUGGGAAUCCACACUACUUGAGUCAUGUGCCUGGCCUACCAAAUCCUUGCCAAAACUAUGUGCCUUAUCCCACCUUUAAUCUGCCUCCUCAUUUUUCAGCUGUCGGAUCCGACAAUGACAUUCCUCUAGAUUUGGCGAUAAAGCAUUCCAGACCUGGGCCAACUGCAAAUGGUGCCUCCAAGGAGAAAGCUAAGGCACCGCCAAAUGUAAAAAACGAAGGUCCCUUGAAUGUAGUUAAAACAGAGAAAGUUGACCGAAGUACUCAAGAUGAACUGUCAACCAAGUGUGUGCACUGUGGCAUUGUCUUUCUGGAUGAAGUGAUGUAUGCCUUGCAUAUGAGUUGCCAUGGUGACAGUGGACCUUUUCAGUGCAGCAUAUGCCAACAUUUUUGCACGGACAAGUAUGACUUCACAACUCACAUCCAGAGGGGCCUACAUAGGAACAGUGCACAAGCGGAAACGAAUGGCAAAUCUAAAGAGUAAAAUAAAAUAAAAUAAACCUUAGCACUUAGCACAAUUAAACAGAAAUAGGUUUCCUUGAUGGGAAUUCAAUAGCUUGUAAUGUCUUAUUAAGCACUUCAUAUAGCAAGCAUGCCUUAUCCAGUAUACAAUCCUUCAUUCUUUUCUCUUCCUUCUUUUAUCUUCUUAUAAACAAAAAAGUAAGUUCCCAAGAAGGUAAAGCAAAAUGGAUGGCAGCUGGAACGGGGGGUGGGGCCAGGGUUAAGGGAUCAUCACUUGGGACUUGUCCCAGCAAAACUAUACAAAAGAUACUCUAUCAGGGCAAGUUUCUUUGAAAAAAAAAACAACAACAACAACCAGACAACUCAUGCUUUUGUUCUUGUACGAAAAACAUAGUUGGCUAGAAUGCAAAGAUGUAUAAUGCUAAAGUAAGCAGGUGUACAGUAACAUAUGCACACUGUAUAGUGAAAUGGACUUGUUAAAUAAACUGAUGUCCAGAAGUCUAGUAGUAUUUUUUUUCCACGGGGUUCAUUUUGGCCUUAUUAGACCAUCUGACUGCAUCAUCACUUCUGCAAUCUGGAGCCGUAGUUUUCUCCGGAUACCUCUCACGAUAAACCAGUAGGUAGCUACUAGUGGAUUGCUACAGCUUGCAGUCUACAGCAGUGCUCCCAAGUCUUUCAGCUAGCAACAAUAUGUUGGACAGGUCUCUAGAUUUAGGAACGAUCAUUGUGAGUAGCCAAGAUCAUGAAGGCCACAGCAUUCUGUUCCUUCCCUCUUGAUCUGAAAGCAAAUUAAGAGAAACAAACCUCAGGAAAGAUGACUUGGAUCAUAGAAAAUAAAAAUAGAUAUUUUGCAGAAAAGACGUACUCCUUUCCAGCCUGCCUCAUAAGCUUUGGAUGAUGUGGGAAGGCCCUUUAGAAUGGAGACUGUUUUGGUCUCCCUUUCAAUUCCAGAGCAAAGUGAGCCUUGAGAUUGCAAACUAUAUCUCAGGAGAGCGUGAGUAACAUGCCUGGGCCAAAAUAUAGAUUUAGGAAGAACCAUUUUAUAGAAAAGUAUGCUGUCUGACAAUUUGUUUCUUAUAUGGAAGCUAUUUUAUGAACUUGGUAUGCAUAGUAUUAAGGUUUUGCAUUAGCUGUUUUUCUAAAUUUUGCUUCAGGGUAGACUGCAUGACUGAUUUCCCCAAAAGUCCUUUGGAUAUUUAUAUGCAGUGGUCAAUCUCUUCACUAGUCUUAAUGCCAGCUUUCGCUAGCAUUUGCCUUCAUGGCCGUUCUUUACACACACAAACACAAACACACACACACACACACACACACUUUAAAGGAGGGGAUGAAAAGCUUUUGUAAAAACUGUUCCAUGAAGGGAAAGCUCCUCAGCAUAACUGCUCAGGGAAAUAGGGCUAAAUAACUAUAUAUUCAAUCUUGGUUCAAGGUGCUGUUAAGACAAGCCUCCAUAGAUGCUACAAGGAUCUACAAAGGAUGGACUUCAAAUCAUUUGCCCAGCCAGUAGUUUUGAUCUUCUUUUUUAAUUAUUUUUUAACAAAGGGAUAUACAAGAGAUAUUACAAGCUACUGGAUGCACUGUCAGAUUAACUUAUUUCAUUUAAGAAGUUGGGAGAACAAAUAGGAAAAAAACUUAUUUUUCUAGUAAAUAUUAAUGUAUUACAUUUCAAAUAAUGGUGCCUGACAUAUUGAAUAAUUAUUUUCUACAGUGUACGUAUGCAACAAAGAUAUUCCAUCAUGCAUAAGAUUCAGCGCUGGCUCUGCCUCGCUCUGUUUACAUUUGCAAAUGUAGCAAACCAAGGUAAUGAAGCAACUUUCUAUUGCAGUAGGUAUCUUUUAUUUGUGCGCGUGUGUGUGUGCAUUAAAAUUGUAAACGGUAACAUGAAAUGAAUGGACUUUGUUGAUAUUAAUGAUAUUGGGGGAGGGGAAAGAAGACGAAGACAGAGAAGAAGGAAAUGAAAAUAUUUUUAUGCCUACUUAGGAGGAAGAAAAAGGGUAGCACUAUUCAUUCCAAGUACUUUUUGUAUUCUUAAGCUCUUAACUCACAUUGUUAUGCUUAAAAUGAUAAACAUAUAUCCUCUUUUUAUUGCUUUGCCUAUGUUUCAGAUGAAACAUUUCGGAGAUUAUGUCGAGAGGUGCAUCUGACUCCUUGACAAUGACAUUUUUAUUGCAUUCUGUAGUAGCACUGCACUCCAUUUUUACCAUAUUACACAGUCGCUUCAUGGGUUCUUGUUUUGUUUUGUUGCGCUGGGGCUUUGUUUCUUUAUUUCGCAUUGCAAGGUCUUUAAGUCUCUUGAGGUUGUGGAGUACAACUGGUACCUGAAUGUUGCUGAGAAUGAAAUUUUAAAAUGUAUGUCUGAUAUAAUCCCCUGUCCUCCCCUCCCCUCUUCAUUUUAUUUUCUCAAACAUACUAGGCCAUCUUUUUUUUCAGGCUAGAUUCUCAGUUCAGAAAGAUAUGUUCAAGGGCCUUUGUCAGAUAUCACCUAGGACUGUUCACAUAAUUAAAGUUAACAGUUAAUAUGCUUCAACUGCCUCAUUCUCUGACCUAGAAAGUGAGCAUUUAAAUUAUAUUUGACCAGGAAAAAUGGGAAGGAGGAAGACAAGAUAUUUGCAGUCAGGGUCUCAUCCUUGCCUGACCAUGGAGCAUAAAACUAAGAGGAGUUGACCUGACCAGCAGUUAAUUUUCGUAUGGUGUUUGAAUUGUCAAGGGAAAAGUUAAGGGUCUUUAAUGAAAUCUAUGAGCUACUCCAGCAUUAGCCAAAUCAUGUUCUCCUAGCCUCCUGGUGAAGCCUUCUUAAUUCAAUAACUAAGGCCACAAUCCUAAACACACAAGGGAGUUAAAAGCAUAUCUGAACACCAAUAGAACUAAUUUCCUGCAUAGGAUUAUACCAAACAGAGCCAUCAUAAAAGUUAAGGAAAUUGGACUGCCACUUGGCUUACUCUGGGAUUCACACACUGUUUUGGUCAGCAAAAAUGUUCUGCCUAAAUGUUCUGACAAGGUAUCCAUAGUAAUGAUCCAUAGGAUGCAAUGGAUUGUUGCCAUCUGCUCAUUGUAUUCUUCUGCCAAGUUCAGAGAAGAAUCUUUCCACUCCUCUGGUAUCACAGAUUUCUGAAAAUAAAAUGUAGUAAUUAUCCCUGCAAUAAGACAGUACCCAGCAGGUAAAGUUGUUUUAUCAACUUUACAAGUGGUUAUAUGCAUCCAUCGUAAGUUUCCAUUUGUCCAUUCCAAAUUUACAUUUAAAGGAAACAGAGGGAAUUUUUAACCUGCAAGAGAAGCACUCAUAUACCCGGCUACCAAAGGUCUUGGUGACCUUGGGUGGGUUACAAGAGUUACAGUUCUCAUGGGCAACUUGCUAUUUAAUCAUUCUUCCAAUUUGGAAGCCAUAGCAAGCCUGCUUUGAAGUCUACAGAUUCUUGAUCCAGUGCUUGUUCUAUAGCUAUGGGCAGGUCUGACUCACCAAAUGUGGCCUACCUUGGCAAUCCCUCAGGGACUUGAUUUACCUUCUAGUUUUACUGUGUCCUCAGGACUGCAGAAGCCCAAGUUAUUGGGCACCUGGGAAGCCACAGUAGAUGUAUGGUGGCCCUCACUCAGUUUGACAGUUACAAGGCUUGAGUUUGGCCAUUGUCAAGAACGGUGCUCACUAUCUGCUUGAGGCUGUACUCUUGGUUAGAAAAGGAUGAUAUACUGAUUCUUCCUACUAGAAAGCUUAUGCUUCAGCAAUGUGAAGCACCUGCAGUUCCCCACCACCAACCCUUGUGUCAAUAGCAGGAGCUGAAAUAGAUUCUCCUUUUUUAUGGACUUCCAUUAAAACAGAUAAACAGCCAUUGCCAAAUCAAGCUUCUGGCACAAAUGUUCCACUCUAUUGGGUUGAGCCAGGGACAGCCUUCAGGGCUACUGUCAAAGGCGAGCUUAAAGAGCAUAUGCUGCAAAGGAGAAUUCCAGGCUCUUCACGGAAUAUUCUUACCCUGUGGAUGAGGAUAAAAGCAUGCUGGCUGUAUUCUAUCCAAUUGCUUGCGAAGCGGUAAACUCAUUCCCACCUUCUAGUGUUCUGGUCAAUGAUUACAAAGGCACUGGCAUAAUUGACAAGCUCUAGGCCAUUGUUUAAAAUUAUAAAAAUUAAAUUCUAUUAAUAUUUAAUGCAGCUAAAUAACUUGCAACCUUUCAGGCCACCUGUAUUUAUGUUCUGGUUCUUCUAAAUGAACCCCAGCUCUGUUAGGCCACACUGAAUGCAGGUUCUAAGCCUAAGCUAUUCCUGAGAGAAAGAAGAAAAAGCUAAUUGAGGCAAAAUACCUUGGUAAGCUGAAUAGAAGCUGAAACUUAAUGUUGCCUGCCCCAGCCUUGGACCACUAGUGCUAGAUUCAAAGAAGGACACUGUGGGAGAAGUGUGGUUGCUUGAUAGUUUACUAUCUAAAAUGAUCUGGAGAACUUUGCAAAGAAAUAAACCUGUUAAUGUGUGGCAGGAUGGAGCUCUCUGUUGUAACAUUUAACGUAUGUAAAAAUCAUUAAAAUAUUAAAUAGAUUGACCCAAUCUGUC
This is a messenger RNA of Varanus komodoensis (Komodo dragon), 8713 nucleotides long. RefSeq names its product transcriptional repressor GATA binding 1 (gene TRPS1). Lineage: Eukaryota; Metazoa; Chordata; Lepidosauria; Squamata; Varanidae. The transcript has 7 exons. Gene Ontology annotation, biological process: regulation of transcription by RNA polymerase II. The coding region runs from base 317 to 4204 and encodes 1295 amino acids. The record is from RefSeq and is a predicted model, not a curated record. Gene Ontology annotation, cellular component: nucleus. Gene Ontology annotation, molecular function: RNA polymerase II transcription regulatory region sequence-specific DNA binding; zinc ion binding; DNA-binding transcription factor activity.